CACACGUUCAAAUUCUAUAUAAAUACAUCUACAUAUUGUUCCUCAUUUCUUCAACCAACCCGACAUUAAAUUAUUUCAUCAUUUGCAUUAAGAACAGUUUGAAUUAAAUCUUAAUCCAAAUAAUCCCAUCAUGUUCAUCUUUCUCAUAAUCUUUAUUUCUUUAGGGUUUUUCAUUUUUUCUUUCUUUUUUUCUCUCUUUCAAGAAUUCAAGAAAACUCAUGAUCAUGGUCCUCCUUCUUAUCCGUUUAUCGGAUGUUUAAUAUCUUUCUACAAGAAUCGUUACCGUCUUCUGGACUGGUAUACUGAUCUUUUAUCGGUUUCACCCAGUCAAACCAUUGAAGUUCAGCGACUCGGCGGCCGCCGUACUAUUGUCACUGCUAAUCCAGCCAAUGUUGAGCAUAUGCUCAAGAAUAAUUUCAGUAACUUCCCUAAAGGAAAACCCUUCACUGAAAUUCUUGGAGACCUUCUCGGCUGUGGUAUUUUUAACGUUGAUGGUGAGUUAUGGUCAACUCAGCGAAAACUCGCUAGCCAUGAGUUUAGCACCAAAUCAUUAAGAGAGUUCGUGAUCAAAAUUCUGCAAGAAGAAGUUGAGAAUCGUUUAAUACCAUUAAUGGAAGAUGCAGCCGAUAAUGAUCAUGUUCUUGAUUUACAAGACGUGUUGAGAAGAUUUUCUUUAGAUAUUAUUUGCCGAGUUUCUUUAGGCACUGAGUUGAAUUGCUUAGAUUAUUCACGUCCGAUUCCGCCGCUUGUUAAAGCAUUCGACACCGCAUCGGAAAUCAGCGCCAUGAGAGGAGCAGCGCCUGUUUAUGCCGUGUGGAAGACGAAACGAAUGUUCAACAUGGGAAUUGAAAAGAAACUCAAAGAAUCGGUGAAGAUCGUUCAUGACUCGGUUCUUGAAAUCGUCAAGAAUAAGAAAGCGAAGGUUCUUGAAAAUGAUCAAGAAUGCGAUCUGUUAUCAAGAUUGUUAUCAGCUGGACACGAUGAUGAAAUUAUUAGAGAUAUGGUGAUUAGUUUUAUUAUGGCGGGAAGAGACACCACGUCAUCAGCAAUGACGUGGCUCUUCUGGUUGCUGUCAGAGAAUCAAAACGCAGAGGAAAUGAUUGUGAAUGAAGUGGAAACGUUACUAAACGACAACGGUGAAAACAAGGCAAUUGAUUUCGAGCUACUUAAAGAGAUGAACGUUUUGAAAGCGAGUUUAUGUGAGUCAAUGCGGUUAUAUCCUCCGGUAGUAUGGGACUCAAAACAUGCCGCCGCCGACGACAUCUUGCCGGACGGGACUUUUGUUCGGAGAGGAGAUAGAGUCACUUAUUUCCCUUACGGAAUGGGGAGAAUGGAGAAAUUAUGGGGAAAAGACCGGUUUGAGUUUAGACCGGACCGGUGGUUUGAUGAACUGACCGGCAGUGGGAUAUUGAAGGCGGUCAGUCCGUUCAAGUUUCCAGUGUUCCAAGCUGGUCCAAGGGUGUGUCUUGGAAAGGAAAUGGCGUUCAUACAGAUGAAGUACGUGGUGGCUACCAUUUUGAGGCGGUUCGAGAUCAAACCGGUUAGUGAGGACCAGCCGGUUUUUGUGCCUCUAUUGACGGCUCAUAUGGCUGGUGGCUUGAAGGUCAAGGUCAAGAGAAGAAAUCAGAAUUGAAAAAUGUCAAUGAAUUAGUUAGCUUUUUGUAUAUGAAUGAGUAAUAGUUUUUUGACAAAAUUCCAACAAUGGGGAUUGUCAAUGCACACUUUUAAAUUAAUAGGCUUUUAUCAAAAGCAUUAUUUCUGCUUAA
This is a messenger RNA of Mercurialis annua (annual mercury), 1766 nucleotides long. Its product is annotated as cytochrome P450 94B3. Lineage: Eukaryota; Viridiplantae; Streptophyta; Magnoliopsida; Malpighiales; Euphorbiaceae. Gene Ontology annotation, molecular function: monooxygenase activity; heme binding; iron ion binding. The record is from RefSeq and is a predicted model, not a curated record. The transcript has a single exon. The coding region runs from base 131 to 1633 and encodes 500 amino acids.